CAGGACGACACUAACAGCCCAAGGAUUAUUUUUAUUGCAAAUUCUGAAGCUGAACAUGCUCCUUCAAAUUCUACAACUUUUACUGCUGUGUUCAGGUGCUGAUUGUUGUGGAAGUGGUCUGUUCAUUACAACUCCAAGUCCAGUUGAGGCUCUGAGUGGCUCCUGUUUGUGGAUCCCGUGCAGCUAUAAACCUAAACCUCCAUAUGACAUAAACACUACAAACCCUGUCACUGGGAUUUGGCUUAAACAUGAUACAAAUAUAAAUAACAAGUUUUCAAAGAGUGGAGACCCCAGUUUGUCUUAUCCCAUGAAUAUCACUGGGAACCUGAAAAACAAAAACUGCUCCACAAUGUUUUAUGAUUUAAGCAAAAUCCAUGAAGACAGGUAUUACUUCAAAAUAAACAACAGUGCUCUUAGAGCUAUAGAUGUUUGUGACCCUCUUCAAAUAACAGUCAGAGACUCUCCCUGGAGCCCCACAGUAAAAGUCUGUGGUGAACAGACAGAGUCAGAGGUGGUGACUAUAACCUGCUCAGCUCUCACUCCCUGUCCACACGCCCCUCCUCAGCUCACAUGGGACCUGCACCAAGACACCGCCCACAUCACAGAGACCAACACAGACGGGACAUUUACCACUAAAAUCACACAGAACAUCACUGUGACAGACGCCCACGAUGGACUCAUGAUAAAGUGUAAAGCAUCGUAUCCUGUGAGUGGAGGAUUCAAAACGUCCGACAGUAACGUCACUCUCAGUGUCUCAUAUGGUCCUAAAGACACGUCUGUUGGGGUCAGUCCGUCCGGUUCACUGUCAGCAGGUCAGUCAGUGACGCUGAGCUGCUCCAGCAGAGCCAAGCCUCCUGUCCAGCACUUCACCUGGUUCAGACACACUUCACAGGGACCAGUCAGUGUGAACCAGGGACACACGUACAGCUUCAACAUCACUGAAGAGGGACACUACUAUUGUGUGGCCUCAAACACACUUGGAAAUGGAUCAUCUCCAGACAUUACACUGAGUAUAACUAUUACAUCAUCUCUGUGGCAUUACAUCAUACAUAUAGUGACUCAUUUACACUUGUUCUUCCUCUGCACUCACCUCCUCCUCUUCCUCCCUCAGAGCUGGCAUGGUGCUGAUGGACAGCGUUACAAACAGCACGGACAAACAGGCGAAGAUCUUCCCAGGCAGUCCCGAAUGUGGCCGCUCCACCAUGUCCCUCAGCUGACCCAUGCACCUGUUCACCCUCGUCUCCUUGGGACCAUCUCUGCUUCUGUAUCCAACAUCUCCUCCUCUGCCCUCUCCAACGCCUCUAAUUCCUCCAGUCGCUGCACCAAUCUCCGCCUACAACACCAUUCUAAGUUAUCUUCAGGAACACCCCAGCACAGCAGCUCCUCUCUGAAUGAAAGCGCACACAUGUGUCGGACCGCGCGUAAUUUCCCUGCCCGGCAGGAUGGUUCUGAAGGCACACGGACUGCGGUCGAAGAAGAACUCAUUAUGGGCGACAUCGUAGUUGUCGCAGAUUUGCAUGAUGUCAUCGAAGCUGCUGCAGAGGCGACGCUGGCCCAGGCGAGACAGAGGGAAGUCCUCCAGGCAGAGAGCAGAAGGAGACUGCACCUGUACCUGUGCAGAGCUGAGGAGCCCGUCUGGCCCUGCUGUAGGACACGCCCUCCUGAGGCUCGAGCUCGUGGAGAGGGGGAGGAUGAAUGUUUUCUCCAAAUGUUUUUCCUCUUCCCAGACUCUCCCUGGAGCCCCACAGUAAAAGUCUGUGGUGAACAGACAGAGUCAGAGGUGGUGACUAUAACCUGCUCAGCUCUCACUCCCUGUCCACACGCCCCUCCUCAGCUCACAUGGGACCUGCACCAAGACACCGCCCACAUCACAGAGACCAACACAGACGGGACAUUUACCACUAAAAUCACACAGAACAUCACUGUGACAGACGCCCACGAUGGACUCAUGAUAAAGUGUAAAGCAUCGUAUCCUGUGAGUGGAGCGUCCGACAGUAACGUCACUCUCAGUGUCUCAUAUGGUCCUAAAGACACGUCUGUUGGGGUCAGUCCGUCCGGUUCACUGUCAGCAGGUCAGUCAGUGACGCUGAGCUGCUCCAGCAGAGCCAAGCCUCCUGUCCAGCACUUCACCUGGUUCAGACACACUUCACAGGGACCAGUCAGUGUGAACCAGGGACACACGUACAGCUUCAACAUCACUGAAGAGGGACACUACUAUUGUGUGGCCUCAAACACACUUGGAAAUGGAUCAUCUCCAGACAUUAUACUGAAGCCUGUACCUGUCGUGACUUGGAUUGGUCCGUACAACACAGUGAAGCUCUGUGUGGUUCUACUGCUCUACAGCUCCCUGCUCAUUUUUGAAUGCUGGUUUAGAGCAACUUACCCCAAGAAACAGGAACAGAAACCAGAGGCAGCAGCAACUGUCAACUGUGCCGCUGUAAAUCAAUCUUAAAACCCUGUGUGUGUUUACUUGUUUAUGUUGUGUUUUAUUUAUCAU
Boleophthalmus pectinirostris (great blue-spotted mudskipper) is the source of this 2497-nucleotide messenger RNA. RefSeq names its product B-cell receptor CD22-like. Lineage: Eukaryota; Metazoa; Chordata; Actinopteri; Gobiiformes; Gobiidae. Bases 56 to 2452 code for a protein of 798 amino acids. The record is from RefSeq and is a predicted model, not a curated record. The transcript is spliced from 11 exons.